Molecule: messenger RNA, 14110 nt
Organism: Trichobilharzia regenti
Lineage: Eukaryota; Metazoa; Platyhelminthes; Trematoda; Strigeidida; Schistosomatidae
Source: the annotation of a GenBank genome assembly
AUGGAUGAUACACGUUUAGAAUGGAUGAAGCAUAUUAUCUAUAAAGCAUUGAAUCUCAUCGAUGAUAAUAUAUUCUUAGAAUUUCUUGAUCAAAAUGAUAAUGAAAAUGAAUUGGAAUUAGCCAAAUUUUUAAAUGAUUCAUCGAAAACAGAUGAUCAGCUGGUUAUAUUUUAUAAAACAUACCAUGAAGAAGAGAUUGAAGAGGUAGUGCAAGUACCAAAACGAAAAGCUUCAAAUGGUGCAACAGAUGAAAACAAUGCAGAUGAACAUCCAACAGUUAUCAACGGGCCAGAGAGUCAAGAAGAACCCAGUAUGAAUGAGAUUCACACUGACACCAAUGAUGAAGAGGCUAACAAAAUGAAUGGGACAGCAGGCGAUGAUACACUCCCGGAGACUGAUGAUAUUUCAUCAGAAUAUACAACUAUUAUUAAUCGAAAAACAAUAUGGCGGACACGUUUGAACAUGAAGACUACAAGUGUAGACAUACACAGUUUAACCGAGGAAUAUGUCUACUUCAUUCGGAUAACAAAAGGCUAUAUUAAUGCACCAGGUGACUUAAAGCAAACAUUCAAUUUUAUGCCAAGUCAUAUUCAAUGGGGUUAUAUGAGAGGAAGUUUUCUUCAGUCCUUACUGGAUGUACUCAAGUAUAUUUAUGCGCCAUUACUCAAGGAACAACAGCCAAUGUUGCAUGAUAGUCAUCAACGUCAGAGUAAGAUGAUCAACUCUGAACCAACUAAUAAAUCGAUGAAUAAACAUGAAGGUGAACAAUCACGACUGGAUAAAGAUAAAAAAUCCGAUGGUGAUGAUGAAGUUCAGGCAACACUAGAAACAAGAGAUGAAUUUUUAAUAAAUACACGAAAAUUUUGUCGUAUAGUUGAAACAACUAUUCAUCAAUUGGAUACUGAUAUUGUUCUAGAAUUACCAGAUUUAGAUGUCAGCGGUGAUAACGAUGAUGAAAUUGUUAAAAGUUCUAAAUUUCUUACCAUUGAAAAAACUAUUAUAUCUUGGAAUAGACAAAUUCGUCAAACUUUAGAUGAUGUCUUGGCGAAAACACCAAAUGGUACAGGUCCAUUGAUUUUAAUAGAUUACUGGCGUGAUCGAAAUUUAAUCCUUGGUACACUAAUUGAACAGUUGAAACGUACACCAGUCAUCGAUUUUAUCAACUACAUCAAUUGCGAGAAAAUGAUACAUACAAAGCUUUGUACAGUGAAAUUAACAGUUUGUAUAUCCAAUCUAGAGAUAAUGUCAAAAAGACACUUUAAAACACUGACAUUUGGUAAUCGAUUCGAAUUAAUCAUAGAUACUAUUCAUCCUUUGAUACAAACAUUUCAUAUGAUAUGGGUUUUAUCAAGAUAUUAUAAUCAUGAUGAGAAGAUGGUACAGCUAUUUGAAAGAACAGCACAAACAAUUGUCAGUCGAGUUAUUCGAGCUAUUGACUUACCAAAUAUAUUUCAAUAUGAUUUAAAACAAUCGAUCCCGUUGAUUAAAACAGCUAUUAAUCUGUUGAAUCAUUGGAAAUCAGUAUAUUAUGAAAAACGCGCUGAAAUUGAAACUGUUGGACGUGAUGCUCGUUGGGAGUUUGAUAAAAACAAAUUAUUCGGAGCUACAGAUUAUACAUGCUUAAUAUGUGAAAAUUUGUUAGAUAUAUUCACGACCAUAGAAGAUUUUAAGAAUAUUUUCAGUUCAGAAUUAAAAUCAGUUACAUGUGAUCCAAAGAAGAUUGAUGAGGCUAGUAAACGUGUAAAAUAUAUCAUUGAAAAUUUUCAUAAGAUAAAAAAUGAUCCAUUCAAUAAAGAAAACAAGACAUGGUGGAAUGAAGAAUUGCAAAAAUUUCAUGAAACUGUUGAACACCUUGAACAUGAAGCUAAUUCCCUUAUCAAUGAUUCAUUUACACUAUUACGGUCAAGUGAAUCAGUAUUUGAUGUUUGGUGUAAAUUUCGUCAUAUAAAAACACGACCAAAAAUACAAAAUUUACUAAAUAGUAAAUUUAUUGAUAUUUUAAAACAAUAUGAAAAAGAAUUAUUAAAUGUUAGUAGAAUAUUUCAUGAAGGUUCAAUUUUACCGCCAUUUCAUGAAGGUCAACAACACGAGAUGAUGAUACGUAUCCUAUCAAAAUACACUCCACCAAUAGCUGGUUUAAUUCAGUGGGAAAGAUAUUUGUUAAGUUGUGCUAAAAAGCCAAUAUUAAAAUUUUUAAAAGUGGAAGAAUUAAUGCAAAAUGAUGAAGGCAAAUCUAUACGUAAUCAGUAUAUUAUAAUUGGUAAACAGAUGAGAAAUUAUGAAGAACAAUUAUACAGAUAUUGGAUUAAUCAUAUAGAACAAACAUUUGAUCAGUAUUUAAGUCAGACUAUAUUAAAACAACAAGAUUUGGCGAAACCUUCAAUUCUGCCCAAAUUACCAUCAUUACAUGCAAGUUGUUUAAGUGUUACCUCGUCAAGAAGUGAACAGAAUUCAAGUGAAUCUAGUAAACUUGCUACUGAGUUUGCUAAAUAUGAAUUAUUAGUUAACUUUCAUCCAGACAUUUUGGUUGGAAUUACAGAAGCAAAACAUUUGGAAGCUCUAGGUUUCAAAAUACCAGAACUUGUUACUAAUGCGGCAUUGAAGGAGUUCAGUUAUCUACGUUACGUGGAGAAAUUAAAAUUCUUAGUUAAACAAUGUCAUGAAUUAUUUUCACACCUUGAACCAGUUGAAUUGACCAUACUAGAACCAUAUAUCAUCAAUCUGAGAACAAUUAUGAAACCUGGUUGGGAUAUAUUAAACUGGAAAAGUCUUGGUAUUUCAGAGUAUAUAACUAAAGUUGAGGAAGAAUUAAAUCGUUUUAUAUCAUUGUAUAAUUUAUGCAAGAAGACAGCGACAGACAUUGAAAUGCGUUUGGAGGCUAUUGGAUCGGCGGAUUUAUUUCCUACACCAAAAUGGGCAGAUGAAUAUCAGAAGUCAGCGAUGCGAGGAUAUUUCACAUGCAAAGACUAUUUUGCUCUGACAGUUAAUGAAAGACAAAAACACUUUGCAGAACUACGUCUACAGCAUACAUCUUUUACACCAUUGAUUAUGAAACUUGAAGGUGCAAUAACACAACAAAAUGCAGGGAACAGUAAAGUAAUGGUUCCUUAUUUUGAAUACUGGGAAAAAAAGCUAUUCGACAGAAUUUAUGCGAUGGUGAUCAGAAAUCUUCAAACAUAUUUAAAUCGUAUUUCUCGUCCAAAAGAACCAUUAUGUUGUCGGGAAUCCCAACCAGCUGAACUAUAUAGACUAGUUAUUCAGGAAUUACGUGAUGCAAUUGAAUCAACUCGGGUUUUUGUUAGAUGGUCACGUGGUUCAUGUGUCACUGCUCCAGGCGUUAAAAUUGAUAGCAGUGAAGAGCUGUACUACUUCACAUUCUAUGAAGAAAUUGCUAAGUCCAGUGAAAUAGCUGAUCUAGUUCAACAAAUUGCUAAAGCAUAUGCAAAUACAGUUGAAAAGAUGAAAAGAUUUCAAGAUAGUUGGCGGAAACAUAAAGGCAAAUUUUUAGGUCAAGUGGAAAAAUGGAUGGAGACUCCACGUACAGCGAUUGAAAUCCAUGAGAAAAUUCUAGAUAUGAAUACAAAACUGAAUGAUUUGUGUGAAACACCAGAAAAUAUUAAUAUUGGCUGUAUACAACUACGAUUGAAAGGCUUAAUUCAUAAUAUACGUGAACAUAACAGGAAAUGGACAAAAGCUUAUGGAAAACAGCUACAUGAUAUUGGCAAAGAAAUAGUGACCAGUUUAAAUGAAGAAUUUAAACGUCGAUUUGAAGAACUUGAAGAUGUACCAACAAAUUUGAUAGAAUUAAAAGAUACUCUACGUACAAUCUUUGAAGUACGCUCAUCAACUUUAGAAAUAGAAGAAAAAUUAGUCAUUUGUGAAGAGUGCUACCGUCUUCUCAAGUAUCAUAAUCUACCUGUACCAGAUAGUGAAGCAGAAUCAGUGAACAAUUUAAGACCUAAAUGGAUACAACUGUUGAAGUCUGCAAAUCAUAAAGAAGGCACAUUGAGUCGGGUGAAAGGCAAAUUUGCUAAAAUCACUUUAGAAGAUAUUGAAAACUUUAAUAAGUUAGUUGUCGAUUUUGAAACACGUUUUAAAGAAUUUGGACCGGCGACAAUGUUAAAUGAUUUAGAUGCAGCAGUAGCAGUUGCUAAGGAAUAUCAUGUACAGUUGAAUGAAAUAGAAGCUAACAGAAAAGAACUGGCAUCAGCAGAAAAACUUUUCAAUCUUCCAUUAACACAAUAUCCACAAAUUAUAAAUAUUCAAAAAGAGUUAAGUGGAUUAGAUCAGUUAUUCAAUAUUUAUUUAAAACAAAAGCAAACCCGUGAUGAAUGGUCACAAAUACUUUGGAAAGACUUAAACAUAACAAUUUUACAAAAUGGUAUUGAAAAGUACUUGAAAGAAUUACGUAAUUUACCGAAACCUGUAAGAACAUCACCAAUUGGACGUGUGGUAUUUGAACAGAUUCGUACUUUCCGUGAUUCACUCCCUCUAUUUACAGAUUUGAAAAAUGAAGCGCUUAGAGAAAGACAUUGGAAUGAAUUGAUGAGGAGAACAGGACAAACAUUCGAUAUGAAUCCAGAGACAUUUACAUUAGCUAAUAUUUUUGCUAUGGAGUUGCAUCGAUUUGCGGAUCAAAUCUCUGAAAUUGUUUCAUUUGCAAUCAAAGAAUUAAGUAUUGAAAAGGGUGUUAAAGAAGUCGAAGAAACAUGGCAAAAUCUUAACUUCAAUGUGAUUAGUUAUGUGAAAGCAGGUCAGAAUAGAGGAUAUGUUCUAGGAGCUUUGGAUGAUAUCGUUCAAAUACUUGAAGACAAUUCAAUGAAUUUACAAUCAAUGGCAUCCAGUAAAUUUAUUGGUCCAUUUUUGUCUACUGUACAAUUAUGGGAGAAAAAUUUAAGUGUAAUCAGUGAAAUAAUUGAAGUAUGGUUAGUUGUUCAACGUAAAUGGAUGUAUCUUGAAGGCAUAUUCGUCGGUGGGGAUAUACGCUCACAGUUACCAGAAGAGGCGACAAAAUUUGACAAUAUUGAUAAAAUCUUUAAAAAGAUUAUGGCUGAAGCAAAUAAAUCACCGAAUGUACAAGCAUGUUGUUUAGUCCCUGGAAGAUUGAAUGAACUAACUACACUUGGUGAAGGAUUAGAACGUUGUCAAAAAUCACUGAAUAAUUAUUUAGAUUCAAAAAGGAAUGCAUUUCCUAGAUUCUUUUUCAUUUCUGAUGAUGAACUGUUGAGUAUCUUGGGAUCAAGUGAUUGUGAAUGUGUUCAAGAGCAUAUGAUUAAGAUGUUUGAUAAUAUAGCCUCGUUGAAAUUCUCUAAACAAUCAACUAAACCUGGUUCGAAUUAUAUUGAAAUGACAGCGAUGAUUUCAAGUGAAGGUGAAAUUAUGGAAUUUCGUCAACCACAACCAGUUACUGGUAAUGUUGAACACUGGAUGACUACUAUGGAACAAGAAAUGAAAAGAAGUAAUAGACUGAUUACAAAAGAAGCUGUCUUCUAUUAUCGAUCAAGUAAAUCAAGAGUUGAAUGGAUGUUUGAUUAUCAAGGUAUGAUAGUGUUAGCAACAAAUCAAAUCUGGUGGACCUGGGAAAUAGAAAAUGUUUAUCAGAAAAUAUCAACUGGUAAUAAAAAUGCAAUGAAAGAUUAUUCACAAAUGUUACAACAACAAUUAAAUGAUAUUGUCGUACGUGUACGUAGUCCAUUGAGUAAAAAUGAUCGUAAUAAGCUGACAACAGUACUCAUAGUUGAUGUACAUGCAAGAGAUAUUGUCUCUGAUUUUGUCCGGGAUAAUAUUACAGAUGCAAGUGAAUUUCAAUGGGAAUCACAACUACGCUUCUAUUGGUCAAAGUCAACUGAUAAUUUAAUUAUUAAACAAUGUACUGGUCAGUUUGAUUAUGGUUAUGAAUAUAUGGGAUUGAAUGGUCGUCUUGUUAUUACACCGUUAACUGAUCGUAUCUAUUUAACACUGACUCAGGCACUUUCAAUGUAUCUUGGUGGAGCACCUGCAGGACCAGCUGGGACAGGGAAAACAGAGACUACAAAAGAUUUAGCCAAAGCAUUAGGCCUACUAUGUGUUGUUACAAAUUGUGGUGAAGGUAUGGAUUAUAAAGCUGUUGGUAAGAUAUUAUCUGGUCUGUGUCAAUGUGGUGCAUGGGGAUGUUUUGAUGAAUUCAACAGAAUCGACGCCUCUGUACUAUCCGUUAUUUCAACACAAUUAAAAAUGAUACAAACAGCUUUAAUAAAUCAUGUUAAAGAAUUCCUCUUUGAAGGGAUAAAUAUACGUUUAGAUUCAAGAGUUGGCGUCUUUAUCACUAUGAAUCCUGGUUACGCUGGGAGAACAGAACUACCAGAAUCUGUAAAGGCUCUGUUUAGACCAGUCGUAGUCAUUGUACCUGAUUUACAACAAAUCUGUGAAAUUAUGUUAUUUUCACAAGGAUUUUUAUCAGCUAAAGUGCUAGCUAAAAAAAUGACCACCUUAUAUCGUUUAGCACGUGAACAACUGUCAAAACAACAUCACUAUGAUUUUGGUUUAAGAGCGUUGAAAUCAGUUUUAGUCAUGGCUGGUGAUUUACGACGUGAUGCACCUGAUCUGCCUGAAGAUGUGGUACUGAUGCGUGCUUUACGUGAUAUGAAUUUACCAAAGUUUAUAUUUGAAGAUGCACCAUUAUUCUUAGCCUUAAUACAAGAUCUUUUCCCUGGAUUGAAUUGUCCACGUGUACGUUACCCAGAAUUGAAUGAUGCAGUUGAACUAUGCUUAAGUAAAAAGGGCUACACCGAAAAUCCUAUUCAAUCGGAUAAAGUUGUACAGUUAUAUGAAACAAUGAAAACACGUCAUACAACUAUGGUUGUUGGACCAACUGGCGGCGGUAAGACUGUAGUGAUUAAUGCCUUGUGUGAUGCUCAAACGUAUAUGGGAAUGCCUACAAAAUUAUAUGCAUUAAAUCCAAAAGAUCGAAGUGUUAUUGAAUUAUACGGUAUACUGGAUCCGAAUAGUCGUGAUUGGACAGAUGGUUUAUUAUCGAAUAUAUUUCGAGAAAUAAAUCGACCAACAGAAAAGCAGGAAAGAAGAUAUAUCCUAUUCGACGGUGAUGUUGACGCAUUAUGGGUUGAAAAUAUGAAUUCAGUUAUGGACGAUAAUCGACUGUUAACCCUAGCCAACGGUGAACGCAUUCGUCUACAGUCACAUUGUGCAUUAUUAUUUGAAGUUGGCGAUCUACAGUAUGCUUCACCGGCAACUGUUUCCCGCUGUGGUAUGGUAUAUAUCGAUCCAAAAUAUUUAGGUUAUGAACCUUACUGGAAGAAAUGGGUCAGUCAACGUAUGACACAAUAUGAGAAAACCACACUGAAUGAAUUAUACUCAAAGUAUAUACCAUCAAUUAUAGAUAGAAUUGUUGAAGGUAUUGCAGACGGUGAACAAGUGGAAAGACUUAGACGAGUCAUCCCAUUGACAGAUCUUAAUCUAUUAGUACAAUUCUGUGCCCUACUCGAUUGCCUACUUCACAAUAUCAAUGAAGAAACAGAAUACGCCUUUAUUGAAAGCGUAUUUCUCUUCUGUAUAUAUUUCUGUAUCGGUGGAACUCUGAUUGAAGAUGAACGCCAAAAAGUUGAUAAUUAUGUAAAAUAUUUAGCCAGCCUACCUGGUCCAGCUGUAGAAGAAACACCAAGUACACCAGCGACUGCUGGAACUAUACCAACUGCUGAACCGACGCUAUUCGACUAUUACUUUGAUGUUGAAAAGAAAGUUUGGAUAGCAUGGCGUCACCUAGUCCCUGCAUAUAUACAUAAUAAAUCACUUAAAUUCUCUGAAAUAUUAGUACCAACUGUAGAGACUGUUCGAAUCAACUGGCUUAUUGAAAAAUUAGUCAGAAUUCACAGACCAUUAUUAUUGGUUGGUGAGACUGGAACAUCGAAAACUGCAAUAUGCCAACGAUUUCUACGAGAUAUUGAUCCAGACAGUAAUCUUGUUUUAACAAUCAACUUUUCAUUUCGUACAACAUCGUUGGAUGUACAACGGAAUCUUGAAGCCAAUGUUGAAAAGCGUAGCAAAGAUACUUAUGGUCCAGUGUCUGGUAAACAAUUAAUUAUAUUUAUUGAUGAUAUGAAUAUGCCACAAAUUGAUCAAUAUGGAACACAACAACCAAUUGCACUAUUGAAAUUAUUGAUUGAACGUAAAGGUGUCUAUGAUCGUGGUAAAGAUUUGAACUGGAAACGUAUGCAAUCAAUUGAUUAUCUAGCGUCUAUGGGUCGUCCAGACGGUGGUAAACAAGAUGUAGAUCCAAGAUUUAUUUCUUUAUUCUCUGUAAUUAAUAUUCCAUCACCAUCUGAGAGUACAUUAUACAAGAUAUAUAGCUCUAUAUUAUCUGGACAUACAAGUGAAUUUGAUAGUGGGAUUAAAACCUCUGUGGAUUGUGUUACAAAUAUGACAUUGAAAUUGUUUCAAUAUGUCAGCGUUCAACUACCGCCAACACCCUCACGAUUUCAUUAUGUAUUCAAUAUGCGUGAUCAUAGCAGAAUCUUCAAUGGUUUGUGCUGUAUGACAGUAGACAGAUUUAGUCGUAAAGAACAGUUUAUACGUUUAUGGCUUCAUGAGGUUUAUCGUGUUAUUAUGGAUCGUUUAAUAAGUCAUUCUGACAAACAAAUAGUUGAGAAAUAUAUCGAUGGAUUAUUGGAAGAAAACUGUAAAGAUAUUAAAGAAUAUGUGAAUGCCAUGCCAAUACUCUUUGGUGACUAUCGUACUGCAAUGGAUGAAACAGAAAUUCGUCUAUAUGAAGAUAUGGCUGACUAUGAUAACUGUCGAACUAUAGCUGAGGAGAUAUUAGAAAAUUACAAUGAAAAUGUUGGCCAACUGCAAAUGAUUUUAUUUAACGAUGCAAUUGAACAUUUAACACGUAUUGAACGUGUCCUGAGAAUGGAGAAUGGACAUGCUCUUUUAGUUGGUGUCGGAGGAUCCGGCAAACAAAGUCUUACUCGACUAGCAACAUAUGCUGCUAAUAGUAACCUGUUUGAAAUUCAACUAUGUCGUGGUUAUGGUGAACGGGAAUUCCGUGAAGAAUUAAAAGCGUUGUAUCUACGUCUAGGAACUGAAAAUAAAUCAACAGUUUUUGUGUUCACUGAUCAACAUGUUGUUGAAGAAGGUUUCCUUGAGUUGAUAAACAAUAUGCUGACAACUGGUUCAGUGCCUGCUUUAUUCACCGACGAUGAAAGAGAGUCUAUAACAGGUCAGUUGAGAGAUGAAGCUGUGGCUGCUGGAUGUGCACCAACUCGCGAAUCUAUUUGGCAAUAUUUCAUACAAAAGUCUGCAUCAAAUUUGCAUAUAGUUUUAUGCAUGAGUCCUGUUGGUGAUACACUGAGAACACGUUGUCGUAAUUUCCCCGGUGUUGUUAACAAUACCACUAUUGACUGGUUCUUUCCAUGGCCUGAACAAGCGCUGUAUGCUGUUGUCAAUGUUCUUAUCCCAGAACAAUUUACUCUUGUACCUCAACAGCAUCGUAGUGCUGUAAUUGAUCACUUUGUCGCUACACAUCAAAGUGUACACAAGUAUACAGAAGAAUUUGCUCAAAUGCUUAGACGAGUGAAUCAUGUUACUCCAAAGCAUUAUUUAGAUUUUAUUAAUACAUACAAAAGAUUACUAUCAGAAAAAGACGCUGAUAAUGAAAAACAAAUUAAUCGUUUGAAGAGUGGUCUACAAAAAUUAGCUGAAGCUUCUAUCCAGUUGGAAGAGUUGAAUGCAAAACUAGCUGUACAACGUGUUGCUGUAACAGAAAAGACACAAGCUUGUGAAAAUUUGUUGCAAGAAAUUACAGCCAGUAGUCAGUUGGCUACAGAGAAGAAAGAAUUAGCUGUUACAAAAAGUAAAGAAAUUCAAGUACAAUCAGUUGAAAUUCAACAAGAAAAGACUGAAGCUGAAACAGCCCUAGCUGAAGCCUUACCAGUAUUGGAACAAGCACGUUUAGCUCUAGACGAUCUGGAUAAAUCAGAUGUAACUGAGAUUAGAUCAUUUGCUAAACCACCGAAAGCUGUACAAGUUGUCUCUGAGUGUAUAUGUGUUUUUAAAGGUUAUAAAGAGAUUAGCUGGAAAACAGCUAAAGGAAUGAUGUCUGAUACAAAUUUCUUACAAUCUUUACAAACAAUGGAUGUUGAUAAUAUUACUGCGAAACAAUCAUCAACUGUUAGAGAUUAUUUGGAUAAAUCAAAAGUUACAAUGGAUGAGAUGAAAAGUGUUAGUAAAGCUGGUACAGGUUUACUGAAGUUUGUUGUUGCUGUACUUGGCUACAAUGAGGUGGCACGUGAUAUUAAGCCUAAAAGAGAUAAAGUCGCUAAACUGGAGAAAAACUUUAUGCAGGCUAAGCGAGAUUUGAAUCGUAUUAACACAGAAUUAUCAAAUUUAGAAUCUGAAUUAAUCAGUCUUAAUCGUCGAUAUGAAGAGGCAAUGAGUGAACGACUUAAGCUACAAGAAGAAACAGAUAUUAUGGAGCGUCGAUUAAUUGCUGCUGACAAACUUAUCACUGGUUUAAGCUCAGAAGAAAUACGUUGGCUUAAAGACUUGGAAGUGUUAAAAGUGAAACGAGUUAAACUGUUAGGCGAUUGUUUAAUUAGUGCAGCAUUUUUAAGUUAUGUUGGAGCAUUUUCAUCAGAAUUUCGUACACGUAUGAUCUAUGAUGAUUGGAAGACAUGGUUGGACGAUAAAGGCAUCCCAUUAAGUGAACACUUUCGUCUGGAGGAUAUUUUAACCAAUGAUGUAGAAGUAUCAAAAUGGAAUUCAGAAGGUCUACCACCGGAUGAAUUGAGUGUACAAAAUGGUAUAUUAACUGUACAAUCGUCUCGAUUCCCUUUGUGUAUUGAUCCACAAGAACAAGCACUUAAUUGGAUAUGUCAUAAAGAAGAAGUGAAUAACUUGAAAAUUGCUACUUUCAAUGAUCCUGACUUUCUUAAACAACUUGAAUUAGCUAUACGCUAUGGAAUUCCAUUUCUGUUCAAAGAUGUCGAUGAAUAUAUUGAUCCAGUGAUUAGUAAUGUAUUGGAGAAGAAUAUUAAAGGUGAUCAAAAUCGAGCUUAUGUUGUUUUGGGAGACAAAGAAGUUGACUAUGAUCCUAAUUUCCGACUUUAUCUCAAUACAAAGUUAUCUAAUCCUCAGUAUGGUCCAGAUGUAUUUAGUAAAGCCACAGUUAUUAAUUAUACUGUAACAAUGAAGGGGUUAGAAGACCAAUUGUUAAGUGUUAUUGUGAAAUCAGAACGAUGUGAGUUAGAGGAACAAAGGGAAUCUUUAAUUAGAGAGACAAGUCAAAAUAAAAAACUUCUCAAAGAUUUAGAAGACAGUCUUCUACGUGAAUUGGCUACAAGUACAGGCAAUAUGCUGGAUAAUGUUGAAUUGGUCGAUACACUAGAAGAAACUAAAUUAAAAGCAAAAGAAGUUACUGAAAAGCUGGAAUUAGGCGCUAAAACUGCAAUCGAUAUUGAUAUCCUACGUGAUGGUUAUCGUCCAGCUGCUAAACGUGGCGCUAUACUAUUCUUUGUUUUAUCCGAUAUGUCAUCAGUGAAUUCAAUGUAUCAAUACUCGUUGACUGCAUAUCUUGACGUCUUUCAAAUUUCUUUACAUAAAAGUAUGCCUGAUGUUGUAUUACAGAAACGUCUUAAAAAUAUUAUUAAUAAGCUUACAUAUAAUGUAUAUACAUAUGGAUGUACAGGUAUAUUUGAAAAGCAUAAACUUUUAUUCAGUUUUCAAAUUACUAGUAAAUUAGAAUUGGAUAAAGGCAAUGUAAGCACAGGACAAAUGGAUUUCUUUAUUAAAGGGAAUAUAUCUAUAGAGAAAGCAAAACUUACUAAUCCACUGCCUGAUUGGUUACCUGAUUCUAGUUGGAAAGAUCUUUGUCAGUUGAUUGAACUAUUUCCAGAACAAUUUGCAUCAUUAUCUGAUGAUUUAGUGAAAAUGAAUAAAGAAUGGAAGAGUUGGUAUGAAUCUGAUACUCCUGAAAGUACAACAAUACCAGGAAGUUAUGAAGAAAAUUUGGAUAGAUUUCAACGUCUUUGUUUAUUACGUUGUUUUCGAGUGGAUAGAAUCUAUCGUGCUAUUACAUUAUAUAUAGCUGAUAUCAUGGGUGAAGAUUUUGUCAGUCCACCAAUAUUAAGUUUUACAACAAUUUAUGAACAAAGCACAUCAAGAUCACCCAUCGUUUUCAUUCUAAGUCCAGGUUCAGAUCCAACAGCUGAUUUAAUGAAAUUCGCUGAAAGACAAAAUUUUGAUUUCAGUCGAAUUAAAUUUCUCUCUAUGGGUCAAGGACAAGAGAAGAAUGCUGAAAGUCUCCUUGAAUUGUCAAUUUCUCGAGGGCAUUGGUUAAUGUUACAAAAUUGUCAUUUAUUAGUUAAAUGGUUACAAGUACUGGAAAAAUAUUUAGAAAAAUUAACAAAACCUCAUCCAGAUUUUCGUUUAUGGUUAACGACAGAACCGUGUGAUUCAUUUCCAAUCGGUAUUUUACAACGUUCACUGAAAGUAGUCACUGAACCGCCAAAUGGUUUAAAAUUAAAUUUACGCGCCACUUAUCAUAAGAUAGCACCAUCUUCUAUGAGUGAAUGUACGCAUACAGCAUUUCCUUCACUAGUUUAUACACUAGCAUUCUUUCAUGCUGUUGUACAAGAACGUAGAAAAUAUGGUAAAAUUGGUUGGAAUAUCGGAUAUGAUUUUAAUGAAUCUGAUUUUCGUGUUUGUAUGCAAAUAUUAGUCACAUAUUUACAAAAAGCUGUAGACGAAAAUGAUGUGAAAAUUCCAUGGAAUAGUUUAAAAUACUUAAUUGGUGAAGUAAUGUAUGGUGGACGAGCUAUAGAUGAAUUCGACAGACGUAUUCUACGUACUUAUAUGGAUGAAUAUUUUGGUGAUUUUAUAUUCGAUACAUUUCAACCGUUUUAUUUUUAUGCUAAUGACAAUUUCCAGUAUGCUAUACCGAGUGGAAAUACACGUGAUGAAUUUAGUCGUUAUAUCGAGUCACUUCCGUUAACAAAUACUCCUGAAGUGUUUGGUCUUCAUUCCAAUGCAGAAAUAGGAUAUUAUACAAAUGCAACUAAAGAGAUUUGGAGUCAUCUACUUGAAUUACAACCACAAACAAGUAGUCAAACAAAUUCAACGAAUAGAGAAGAAUUUCUUAGUCAGAUAACUGAUGGUUUACUGAGCAGCCUACCACAAGUAUUUGAUAGAGAAGCUUUAAAAAAGAAAUACGGUGUUAAUAUACAACCAAUUACAGUUGUACUAUUACAGGAAAUUGAAAGAUUUAACUUACUCAUUAAAAGAAUGGAUCAAUCUCUUAGAACAUUAAAACGAGCAUUGAAUGGGGAAGUUGGUAUGUCAGCUGAACUUGAUAAUUUGUCACGAUCUCUUUACAAUGGUCAAUUGCCAAGUAUAUGGCAGAGAUUAGCUCCAGCGACUAAAAAGUCUUUAGCCAAUUGGAUGAUUCAUUUUCAUGAUCGUCAUAAGCAAUAUACUACUUGGAUUGAAAAUGGAGAUCCAGGUGUUAUUUGGUUGUCGGGUUUGCAUAUCCCUGAAUCAUUUUUAAUGGCGUUAACACAAACAACAUGCCGUCGUAAUGGUUGGCCGUUAGAUAAAAGUGCACUGUUUACAACUGUAACACAAUAUACAGAUUCAUCUGAAGUUCAAGAACGUGCACAUCAAGGCUGUUUUGUUCAAGGACUUUAUUUAGAAGGAGCAAGUUGGGAUUUAACAAAAGGUUGUUUAAAACGUCAAAAAUCAAGACAAUUAGUUCAGCCUUUGCCUAUACUUCGUAUCAGUGCUAUUGAAGCGCAUCGUUUAAAAUUACAAAAUACAUUUUGUACCCCGGUGUAUGUAACUUCAGAUAGACGAAAUGCAAUGGGAGUUGGAUUAGUUUUUGAAGCUUAUCUUAAAACUGAAGUACACUCAAGUCAUUGGGUAUUGCAAGGUGUAUGUCUUACUUUAAAUACUGAUUAGUGAUGAACGUAUCUUUCUAGUGAUAUGUGAUUUUCAGUUGAACAUUCACUUUUUUAUUUUACUUUUUGCAAGUAUUUUCAACUUUUUUACAAAAAUAAUUUCUACUGGUAUUUGAAAUAUAACAUAGAAUUGAAAUGAUACUUACUUAUCUUUGUAUUACUUUCAG